This is a messenger RNA of Mus pahari (shrew mouse), 383 nucleotides long. Its product is annotated as small integral membrane protein 22-like. Bases 1 to 327 code for a protein of 108 amino acids. The transcript is spliced from 2 exons. Lineage: Eukaryota; Metazoa; Chordata; Mammalia; Rodentia; Muridae. The record is from RefSeq and is a predicted model, not a curated record. Gene Ontology annotation, biological process: regulation of cell population proliferation.
AUGGUGGCUGAGGGCAAGGUUCCCAACCCCAGAAGAUCGUGGGCAGCCAGGAACCAUUUGUGUUCCCAGUACAUCCCCAGGUUAGAUCCUGCAUGGCCUCUAGAGGCCACUGCAGAAGAAGUACUGGGGAGGCUGAGGAGCCGGCAGCUGUUCCAGUCAGAAUGGGACAUCGCUGCCUUUGUGGUCUUUCUCAUAUCUGUGGGCACUGUGGUGUUGUUGCUGUUGCUGGUUGUUGUCCAUUGCAGCUGUUGCUGCUGCUGCAGUGCCUCCCCCAGGCCCCGGAAGGAAAAGCCCAAGGGUGUGGAUAACUUGACCCUGGAACCUUAAUGCUAGCUUGCCCUUGGCAUGGGUCCUGCUGGAUGACAUUAACAGAGCCAAUGUUU